Molecule: messenger RNA, 4377 nt
Organism: Meleagris gallopavo (turkey)
Lineage: Eukaryota; Metazoa; Chordata; Aves; Galliformes; Phasianidae
Source: RefSeq, a predicted model, not a curated record
UUUGUGAAUGAGUUUGUCUGUUGUUGCUGUUAUCUACCUGAACGCUGUACUUUUUUUCCUUUUUGUAAUAGUUUGCAUGGCACAAAAUGUGCUAUCCGCUGUGAAGAUGGAAAAUACCAUAAUGGCAGGGAAUGUGAACCAUGUCACCGUUCAUGUGCAACAUGUGCAGGUGGUGGAGUAGAUGCGUGUAUAAACUGCACACAGGGCUAUUUUAUGGAAGAUGGAAGGUGUGUGCAAUCCUGCAGUACUGGUUACUACCUUGAUCACUCUACAGAAAGUGGAUAUAAAAGCUGCAAAAGAUGUGAUGCCAGCUGUUUGGAUUGCAGUGGUCAAGGAGACAGAAACUGUACGAUCUGCCCAAGUGGUUAUAACCUAGACUCUGGUGUCUGCGUAGUGGGAACAGUCUGCAAGGAUGAUGAAUAUCUUGAUGAUUCUCAGGAAUGUCAGUUAUGUGAAGCAUCCUGUCAGAAGUGCACUGGACCUGAGGUGGAUGACUGCAUCAGCUGCCCUAGAACAAGAUUCUUUGACAAUGGUCGUUGUGUUACGCAAUGCCCCAGGGGAAAGUUCGAAUUCAAAAAGCAAUGUCAUUUGUGCCAUCAUACCUGCCAGGACUGCAGUGGAAGUGAACCUAACAAAUGCACUGCUUGUGGAAGAGAUAGACGAGGGAUGGAGCGUUUUCUAUACCAUGGGGAGUGCAGAGAAAGUUGUCCUCCAGGUCACUACCAUUCAGAGCACACCUGUGUACCCUGCUCUGGUCACUGCGAAGUGUGCCUGAAUACUAAACACUGCAAAAGAUGUACCAGAGGAUACUAUCUUAACCAAAAUAUAUGUCAGAAGCAUAGCUGUAGAGAAGGUGAAUUGGAAGAUCCUGACACUGAAGACUGUGUGCCUUGUUCAGAAGGAUGUCAGAACUGUCAAUUGGAUGACCCAAGAAUCUGCAUAACAUGUGUUCCGAACUACUACAUGCAGAUAUGUGCUCUGAGUGAGGUAUCUUCUUGUCCUGAUCGGCAGGGUCAGCUGAUGCCGGGCUCUGUUUCUGUUGCAGGUGGCACAUGUGUGACUGAGUGUGGUGAUGGCUUCUUCAGUGAUGACAUGUCUAGAGAAUGUGAACCUUGUCACAGGAGCUGUACAACAUGUGUUGGAUACAGCUAUGAGAAUUGCACUGGAUGCCCAAAAGAUUUCCAACUUUCUCUUGGACAGUGUCUGAAUCCAAGAAAUUAUCCACCCAGUGGGAAAUUCUGGAGUGCUGAAAAAAAACAGUUGCAACCAUGUGAUCCUUCAUGUAGGACCUGUAACAAAUCUGCUGAUAGGUGCACUUCAUGUCCAGAAGGAAAAUUUCUUGCCCACAAUAAAUGUGUCUCUCAGUGCCCACAGCAAACUUUUGCUGACGUUGGAAGUAGGAAGUGUGAAAUGUGCAUGGACAAUUGUGAGGUGUGCUCUGAUCCCUGGCACUGCCAGAAGUGUCAGGCUGAACAAGGACAGUCUUUCUUCCUCCACAAUGGCAGAUGCUUACAGGAGUGCCCUGAGGGGUACUUCAAUGAUUCUGGGACUUGCAAGGAAUGCAGUGGUUCCUGUAAGACAUGUGAAGGAAGUGCUACCAAAUGCCAGUCAUGCAAAAAUCCUUUGCUUCUGGAGCAGUGGGAAUGUAAACCUACCUGUUCACAGAAAUAUUUUGCCUUUGAUGGAAUCUGUAAACAUUGCCCUGCUAUGUGUCUGGAGUGCAUUCACAGUGAAACAUGCAAAGAGUGUGUGAAUGGGUUCUUCCUGCAUGAAGGGAAAUGUGUAGAGGAGUGCCCUACCCAAUUCUAUGCUGAAGACAAGCACUGCUUUCCGUGCCAUGGAGACUGCAAGGACUGCAAUGGACCAGACUCAGACGACUGUAUUGAGUGUGCAGUCAGCUACUUUGUCCUAUAUGAUGGCAUGUGUUCUGAAGAGUGCCCUGAAGGGACUUACUAUGAAGAUGAGACAGACGACUGUCAAGCAUGCAAUAGGACAUGCAAGACUUGUUCUUCAUCCGCUGCCUGCCUUACAUGCAGAAACGGCCUGAUCCUGAAUCGUAACGGGCACUGCAUGCUAUCUGGACACUGCUCUCGCACCGAGUACUAUGAUGAGAAAACUGAGACCUGCAAAACUUGUCAUAAGAAAUGUUUUCACUGCUCAGGACCAACUGAACACCAGUGUAUUAGUUGUGCAAAUAACCGCUAUCUUUUCAAUACAACCUGUAUUGAAACAUGCCCAGCUGGGUACUAUGCUGACAGUGAUGAAGGACAGUGUUCCCCAUGCCACAUCACCUGUGCCACCUGCAGUGGAAAACACAGCUCACAGUGCCUUUCCUGUAAACCAGGCUUGUACAGGCAAGGAAAAGGAUGCGUAAGCCAGUGUCCAACGGGCUAUUUUGCACAAAACUCCACUGGGUCAUGCGAGCGCUGCCACAAGGGCUGUAAGGAGUGCAUGGGGCCUCAACCAACAGACUGCCUUUCCUGUGAUACAUACUUCUACCUGCUGCACUCCAAGAACCAAUGUGUUAGCUCUUGUCCUGAAUAUUACUAUGAAAACAAGGAUGAAAAAGUCUGUGAAAGAUGCCACCCUUUCUGCCGAACUUGCAAAGGAAAAGAAGGAUUCAGCUGCACGUCUUGUGUAUGGAGUUACAGUUUGUUAAACGGAAUAUGCAGCUCAGACUGCUUUGCAGGUUACUACAAAGUCCAGGAGGCACCAGAACAAGAGGAGGAUGAGACAAAGUGUGAGAGAUGUGACAGCACAUGCACGGAGUGCAAGGGACCUGGACCUCUCAACUGUACCAUCUGCCCAGCUGGCAUGCAGCUCUACCUGGAGGAAGGCCGCUGCCUACCCUGCUGCAGUGACACUGACCCAGCAGGCAUCCUAGAGUGCUGUGACUGCAGUGAAACACAAGAUGAUUGUGUAUUACGGACUACGCUACCACCAGCAAGCAAAAACAAAAGCUCUUUCUUUGUCAUUAUCUGCAUUUUAUUUAUCCUUGUCAUUGGAGCCAUUGUAGUCAUCUGGAGAAAAUCAAAAUCAAAACCACGCACUGCCAGUAAAGGUAGGUAUGAGAAGCUGACAAAUGACUCCAAAACCCUUCCUUCCUAUGCGAGCAAUUAUCAUGAGAGCCCAAGUUAUCAGGAAGACCAAGUGAUAGAAUACAGAGAUCGAGAUAUCGAAGAUGAUGAAGAAGAUGACAUUGUAUAUAUGGGUCAGGAUGGCACAGUCUAUCGUAAAUUUAGAUAUGGACUUUUGAAGGAUGAUGAAGAAGAUGAGCUUGAAUAUGAUGAUGAAAGUUAUUCAUUUAGAUAACUCUCUAUUGUCUUAUGAAUUUUCUGCUCUGUUGCUUUUCCCAUAAAAUUCCAGCAAUUUAGUUAAGUAUGUUUAUUUACUCCUUUUCAGGCUGAACUUAAGAUUUUAACUAAUGCUUAUUUUGAGAGCAGAAUGAUUUCUAAAAACAUUUUCUUCCUGAAGCUUUACAUAACCCUCUUAGGCUUUUAAGUUGCACUCCAGAUGUAUGUUGUUUAAAAGAAUACAUUCCUAUGCAUUUUUGUGGACAGUAAAUCCCUUCCCAAUGCGUAUGCACAUGCAUUAUGAUAAACACAAAUACCCAUUCAAAUCAUACAUACAUACUUACUGCAAACUUUACUACUCUCUUUUAAAAUGGUGCAGAUAUAGACAAGAUUGUUGUAUUUGUCUACAUGACAAAUGUCAUUGGAGUAGUGUGCCAGUAGUUUACUACAUUGUGAUUAUAGUUAAAUAGACUUUUGUAUUAGCACAGGUAAGGUUUCUGGUUCUAGCCAGAUUUUCUUUGUUGAUGUCUAUGCUACUCAAAGCCAACACAUUUCUGCUUAUAAUCUUGUGGCAUUGUUCCCAGUGAAAUUAUGCACCUAUUACAUCAUUUUUAAGAGUUGAGAUUAUGACUACUCCAGAUUGCUUCACUGUACUCAUGGUUUGUAUGAAAAAUAUUGAAAAUAUUUUAUGUAAAUAACAAUCUCUGAUUACUCUUUAUUCAAGCGCUUGUUAGAUAGUCUUUCAUUGCACACACAGACUUCUUGGUUUACUGCAAAGGGAAAUAUGGUCUAUAAAUACUACCACAAAACAGCACUCCUUCUUUCCUUUCUAAUUAGCUUCUCAAGCUACAAAUGAUUUAAAUACCAUUUGUUCAAGUAAGUUUCACAUUUCUGAUGUAAAUGUCUCAAGUUUAUUGGAGGAUGGCAAAGGGGAUAACUAAUAUUUAUUUAGUAAUGUAAUUUAAAGGAACACAGUAAUGUGAUUUUUGUAUUACUAUGAAAAUUUAAUUCAUUGUACUAAAGGAUGCUCUUUAUGGCCCUUUACUGUGAAAGAAUAAAUUCUUUGCACAAAACCAUUUUGAAA